Messenger RNA from Porites evermanni, 2369 nucleotides. Lineage: Eukaryota; Metazoa; Cnidaria; Anthozoa; Scleractinia; Poritidae. The record is from the annotation of a GenBank genome assembly.
AUAGUGGACGACUGUUGCAAAGUAAGAACACUCUACAGGUCAGUUUUUCCAGAUGUAGAAGUAAAACUAGACUUAUUCCAUGCAAUUCAACGAGUCAUCAAAAAGAUACCAAAGGGAUCUGAGUUUUCCAAACGAUUUUCAAAAGAAUUGGGUCUGAUAUUUCGAGCAAAUGGAGACUGCGACGAGGUCCGUCAGCUACCCACACCUGAUUGGAAAGUGGUAACUGAAAAUUUGCAUUCUCUCCGUGAACAGUGGAAAUCGUUCUUGAACAUGGAAGAAAUGAAGAAGGCACGUUUGGAACUCGACCACUUAAGCGUGCAUAUCAAAAAAGGUUGUUUAUCUGGCUUAAAACCGGGUAAAGGAACGGAAUCCAAUGAGAGGCUUCAUAACACAUUAAAUAAAUCAUUAUUAUGCGGUGCUACUACCACGGCUCCCGAAAUAACAAUUGCUAUUAUAAGUUUAUUAUUCAAUAGUAUGAACUGCAGAAAAAGCGCGAAAAAACGUAAGCAGAAUUCAAGAGUAAUUCCCUUCGUGCCACUCUUCUCGCAUUACACGUCGAGGCUUGGAAGCCACCAUACGAAGGAAAUAAUGUAUACCCAGACGAAACUGUUGAAGAAGCUGUAGUAGUCAUUGAAACCAUCGAGGACACUCUUAACGAGUCCAUCGCCAGUCUGCUUUUCAAAAACAUGUCCAAGUUGCAUUCGAUUUUAGGUAAAGUCAACAGCGAAUGCCGGGAUCGUUGUUUUAAUGCAUUUGAUAUUCCAAUAAUGCAAGUGGGUAGUAAACAAGUCUUAGUCAAUAGUUGCUAUGCUGAAGAUGACACAGAAAGAAGACACAGAGAAACACUGCAGCGAAAUCUCGACUGUUUUAGUCUCAAAAGGGAUAAAGUCGUCGGUGACGGAGAUUGUGCCUUUAGAACAAUUAUUUCUCAAGUGAGAAAGACAAACCAAUGGAGUGACCCAAAUUCAGCACUUUGUCAGCAUAUUUCGUACCUGGGACUUGGGAGAAGUACCAACGAAGAUGUAAAUCAGCUCCGUCAACUUUUUGUCAAUAAUGUUCAGAGCAACGAACAUUAUCAAAUGCUCUCUGGCAUUCCUUCUGACGAAAUGAACACGGAGACUGAAAGAUUUAGAGAACCUGGAACAUUCUGCGGUGAAGUGGGGGAUUUGAUUAUAAAAGUAUGCUCUGACCUACUUCAAGUCCCCAUAAUUGUUCUGACCAGUAUCAAUGGUUCCCCUUACGUGCCAUUCAUACCCGACGACGCACUGAUCACCAAUGCCAUCUACAUAGCAUAUACCACAUUAGGACCAGGGCACUAUGAUGGCACCCUUCCUGCUGAAAAAGAUACAGGUAACAUGGCUAAGCCCGGCAACAAGAGAGCUAGUGUGCUUGUUGCCCUGUGACGAGUGAAAAUCUGCAAAGUUUUAAACUUUGAUGCUCCCCCAGAGCCACAAAUCCCAAAAAAUAAAUAGUUUAACGGGAGGAUCAAUAAUAAAAAUUAUAAUAUUCUCGGGGGAAAGUUUCUUUUAAAUCUUAAAUAAAAGUCCCAUCAACAUAAGGAGAAUUAGUAAAAUUUCUGAGGGUUAUCCUUAAAACGCAGAAUAGUAAAAUAUAUGUCCUAUUGGUAUUUAAUUUCUCGGAUAUUCUAUCUCGCGUUUUUCACGAUUUAAGACUUACAAAUUCCUAAGGUUAAGACCCGUGAUUUGAAAUCCUAUCAAUACGCCGUCUAUCAAAAGUAAAUCCCCUGAGGGGGGUUUCUUAUUUUUCUUUUCAAAAAGGGAAACUAAAACCCGCGAAAAAUACCACAAUUUAUAAGAAUAUUUAACAAAUUCCUUGAGCCCGAAUGGGCUCAGAGUCAAUAGCCCAUGAGGCCCGAAGGCCGAAUGGACUAUUUACUCAGAGGCCAUGAAGGCGAGAGGAAUAAUUGUUUUAGUAGAGUCCAACUAGUUGGCCAAAAAUAUCGAGACAAAACAACUUUAACGAUAGUUAAAGCUAGACUUUUUUGCCUCCAAAAGCCGGCGCUUUUCGCUACCAGUGGGCUAUAACAUAUAGCCUAGUAGUAGCUCAACUAAUCAGAACGCAGCAUUGAUAGACCACUAGUUGGAUUAAUAUAGUACAUACUGUCUCGCCAAAAUCGAGAAGUUUAGUAUCUGCGAAAUUACCUAAAAGUUAGGUACUGAGUCAUUUCUUAAUGCUAAAGAGUUGAAAGAUCAACGGAUUUUUAUUGUUAUCUCCUUUCAAUAUAUUUUUUCACAGUGUCGACACUACCAGAGACAAAGAGACUUGUGUGUUCGUGUGGCAAGAAUAAUAAAGAAGAUCAGGACUCUUGUAUUUCGACCGUGGAUGGGAAGACGCGCUGUCCCGGUGUU